This is a messenger RNA of Blepharisma stoltei, 909 nucleotides long. The record is from the annotation of a GenBank genome assembly. NCBI's taxonomy places the organism in Eukaryota, Ciliophora, Heterotrichea, Heterotrichida, Blepharismidae.
AUGGAAAUUCAACAAAAUUUGGAGUCAUUUGAUCCUCUUGAAGAAGAAAAAGAUUUUAUCAGUGAGCAAGCCUUCAAUGAUACCGAAGAAAAUAGUGCUACGUCCUCUAUAGAGCGUAUUAGUAAAGUAAAAAUUUUAAAGGAUGGGAAAGAUUUUGCAGAAAAUAAUCCUCGAUUUGAUGAUCUUUUGAGGAUUAUUGAUGAAUGUGAAAGAAAUAAUAAAAUCAACCUUGAUAGGCUCAAAAUCUUCACAGAAACCAUUGCGUUUAAUGAAAUCCCUUUAUGAAAACUUGUAGUUGCAAAUGAAGUUUCUUCUAAGACGCUAAAGAACGUAAUUUUUGAUGAACUAAAGCUCUACAAAGAGAGAAUAAAAAACGAUAUAUAUAGGCAUACAUUGAAUUCAGCAUUUUCCAAAGUAUAGCCCCUGAAAUAUUUAAGAUCAUUAUUGGCCAUGAUUUCAAUUUCCGAAAUUAAUUUAAUUUGCCAGCUUUUUUGAAAAGUAAAAACAAAAAUGACAAAUCUCCAUUUAUGGUUUUAAGGUGCCUAAUCAAACUUAUACUAUAUAUAAGGCAGGUGUCCAGUACCAUAUUUUUUCUGGUCGGUAUUUUGCUGGGGUAUAGAGAUCUAUUAGUGUGCAUGAAUUAUAGUUUCACAGCUGAAGAAGUUGAAGCUGAAGAUCGAAAACAUGGAGGCCCGAGAAAAUAGGCUUAGCUAUAACAUAUGAAAAGCAAUCAAAAGUAACAACUUACUUUGUAUAGCAUUUUUGAUAUUUUCAAGCUCUUCUCAUACUUCUCAAUCUUUUUCAAAACAUUUAGCUUAUUCAGUGACAUAUUUUCUUAUUGCUAAAAUGUUUGGUAUUAUCUGGGCACUUGUAUUUUUUGGUUUGCGAAAGCAUUUUGCUUCUCAUUAA